Molecule: messenger RNA, 1889 nt
Organism: Rhinopithecus roxellana (golden snub-nosed monkey)
Lineage: Eukaryota; Metazoa; Chordata; Mammalia; Primates; Cercopithecidae
Product: single Ig IL-1-related receptor
Exons: 10
Coding region: 469-1719 (416 amino acids)
Biological process (GO): signal transduction
Source: RefSeq, a predicted model, not a curated record
AGCUACAGGAAGAGCCGGGGCAGGCGGGGUGAGAACCACCAACUGCCCGUCCUCCCGCCCGCCUAGGGAAGGGGUGGGUGCCUGGGUGGGGUUUAGGUUUAGGAGAGGAUGUGACUGCAAGGCCAGGAAGCUACAGGGAAAGUUCUGAUUAAAAUACACAUAAACACAAGCCAGGUCCCCACCGCACUUGGUGAUGCACCCAGAGCAGCCUUGGUGCUGUGGACACUCCCUGGGACCCAGUGGAGGGGAGAGUUUGCUCCCAAAGGCACAUCAAUGACCAACAUUUGCCCCCCGGAGGAAAGAACGGGAACCAGCCUCUGACCCGUCCAGGUGCCCUGUCCAGCUGACUGCAAGGACAGAGAGGAGUCCUGCCCAGCUCUUGGAUCAGUCUGCUCGGCCGAGGAGCCCAGUGGAGCCAGGGGUGACCCUGGAGCCCAGCCUGCCCCGAGGAGGCCCUGGCUCAGAGCCAUGCCAGGUGUUUGUGAUAGGGCCCCUGACUUCCUCUCCCCGUCUGAAGACCAGGUGCUGAGGCCUGCCUUGGGCAGCUCAGUGGCUCUGAACUGCACAGCUUGGGUAGUCUCUGGGCCCCACUGCUCCCUGCCUUCAGUCCAGUGGCUGAAAGAUGGGCUUCCAUUGGGAAAUGGGGACCACUACAGCCUCCACGAGUACUCCUGGGUCAAGGCCAACUUGUCAGAGGUGCUUGUGUCCAGCGUCCUGGGGGUAAACAUGACCAGCGCUGAGGUCUACGGGGCCUUCACCUGCUCCAUCCAGAACGUCAGCUCCUCCUCUGUCACUCUUCAGAGAGCUGGUGAUGGUGGUUCCCCAGGCCCUACAAGCCACGUGGCUGCGGUGCUGGCCUCCCUCCUGGUCCUGCUGGCCCUGCUGCUGGCUGCCCUGCUCUACAUCAAGUGCCGUCUCAACGUGCUGCUCUGGUACCAGGACGCGUAUGGGGAGGUGGAGAUGAACGACGGGAAGCUCUACGACGCCUACGUCUCCUACAGCGACUGCCCAGAGGACCGCAAGUUCGUGAACUUCAUCCUGAAGCCGCAGCUGGAGCGGCGUCGGGGCUACAAGCUCUUCCUGGACGACCGCGACCUCCUGCCGCGCGCUGAGCCCUCCGCCGACCUCCUGGUGAACCUGAGCCGCUGCCGCCGCCUCAUCGUGGUGCUUUCGGACGCCUUCCUGAGCCGGGCCUGGUGCAGCCACAGCUUCCGGGAGGGCCUGUGCCGGCUGCUGGAGCUCACCCGCAGACCCAUCUUCAUCACCUUCGAGGGCCAGAGGCGCGACCCCGCGCACCCGGCGCUCCGCCUGCUGCGCCAACACCGCCACCUGGUGACCUUGCUGCUCUGGAGGCCCGGCUCCGUGACUCCUUCUUCCGAGUUUUGGAAAGAACUACAGCUGGCGCUGCCGCGGAAGGUGCAUUACAGGCCGGUGGAAGGAGACCCUCAGACGCAGCUCCAGGACGACAAGGACCCCAUGCUGAUUCUUCGAGGCCGAGUCCCGGAGGGCCGGGCCCUGGACUCAGAGGUGGACCCGGACCCUGAGGGAGACCUAGGUGUCCGGGGGCCUGUCUUUGGAGAGCCAUCAGCUCCACCGCACACGAGUGGGGUCUCGCUGGGAGAAGGCCGGAGCAGUGAAGUGGACGUCUCGGACCUCGGCUCGCGAAACUACAGUGCCCGCACAGACUUCUACUGCCUGGUGUCCAAGGAUGAUAUGUAGCUCCCACCCCAGAGUGCAGGAUCAUAGGGACAGCGGGGGCCAGGGCUGGGGGAUCUCUCCUCUGCUCAGCAGGACCACAACCCCUGCCAGCAGCCCUGGGACCCUGGGGAAAAGGCUGUGGCCUCAGGGGUACCUGCCAGUGCCAGAAAAUAAAGUCCUUUUGGAUUCUG